AGUGGGUUAAGUUUAGUGGAGUAGGUGAGGUGGUAGUGGUGGUAGGUGAUGGUAAAUUCUAACACUAUAAAGGAAGUUGAUGAUUUGUUGGUUGUGUGCGUUAGUCAAAUGGCUAUUACAGCUAGCAAUGACCUUCUCUGGAAGUCCCUGAACCAUGAGGAUUAUGCCAUAAGAGUUAGAUGAGACACGCAUACGUAAUGCAGCACACUUGAUGGUUGCCAGUUUGGCUGGAAGUUUAGCUCAUGUAACAUACAAGGAACCCUUAUGUGGCUCAAUAUUAAGUCAGCUUAGGAAUUCGCUUCAGGGUUUAAAUAUUGCAAGUGAACUUGAACAAGCUGUGCAACUUGUUACUAAUAAUAAACUUGAUCUGGGCUGUGCACUAAUUGAACAAGCUGCAACAAAAAAGGUUCUAAGAAGGCCCUACCUGUUUCUUUCUCGAAGGAAGCUUGCUACACAUGUGAAAAUAUGGCUUAACAAGUGUGGAUUGAGAGGGAGAGCUGAUCAAUCAUCCCUAGACACUACAACUACAAUAUUGUCCUCACAUAAUAUUGUCCUCACCAAACCUGAUAAUGUAGAAAUGGUUGAAUGGAAAGCAUUUGUGAAACAACGAACUUCCAAAGAAUUUAAGGCAAAGAGUAAAAGAUUUAGGGCAAUGAGGAAAAAGCAAACCCUCUUACACACCAUGAGUCGUAAAGGUUAUGCACGAUUAAAGGAUGAAAUGAUAAAUUUAAGAGUGUUUCAAGUAGUUUUGUAAAUUGAGUAUGAAGUAUGGUUGCUAUGAAAUCGUUUUAAUCAUGUUGGUUUUCAUUUUCUAUUUUAUUUUAUGCAUAUAUUUUAUUUUAGUUGUUUUAGUUUUGUAAAUUGAGCUCUGCAUAAUUGUAUGUUUGAGAUUGUUAUCAACUUGAUAUGAUAGAAGUUGAGGAUGAAAGUUAGUAUGCA
Camellia sinensis is the source of this 939-nucleotide messenger RNA. The record is from RefSeq and is a predicted model, not a curated record. Lineage: Eukaryota; Viridiplantae; Streptophyta; Magnoliopsida; Ericales; Theaceae.